AUGGCUCGACUUCCGGUGUGCCUGCUCCUGCUGCUGGCGAGUGCGAUUUGUUUUGGUGGCGCCUACGAGGCACCUGAGGCCCGGGUGCGCGUGUUUCAUCCCAAGGGAUUCGAGGUUUCCAUACCGCAUGAGGUGGGUAUUUCGCUGUUCGCCUUUCACGGCAAGCUGAACGAGGAGCUCGACGGCCUGGAGGCGGGGCAAUGGGCACGGGAUAUACCGAGUGCCAAGCGGGGCCGAUGGACCUUCCGGGACCGCGAGACGAAGCUGGAGCUCGGAGAUACUUUGUAUAUCUGGACCUAUGUGGUGUAUAAUGGACUUGGCUAUCGCCAGGACGAUGGAGCGUAUGUGGUGCAGAGUUAUGACAAUCAAUAG
This is a messenger RNA of Drosophila serrata, 372 nucleotides long. Its product is annotated as gram-negative bacteria-binding protein 3. The record is from RefSeq and is a predicted model, not a curated record. Gene Ontology annotation, molecular function: carbohydrate binding. Lineage: Eukaryota; Metazoa; Arthropoda; Insecta; Diptera; Drosophilidae.